Cotesia glomerata is the source of this 1010-nucleotide messenger RNA. It is a transcript of the gene Rsph9, whose product is annotated as radial spoke head protein 9 homolog. Gene Ontology annotation, cellular component: axoneme. Gene Ontology annotation, biological process: axoneme assembly; cilium movement involved in cell motility; motile cilium assembly. Bases 39 to 881 code for a protein of 280 amino acids. The transcript is spliced from 3 exons. Lineage: Eukaryota; Metazoa; Arthropoda; Insecta; Hymenoptera; Braconidae. The record is from RefSeq and is a predicted model, not a curated record.
UUUUGAAAUUAAAUUUAUGUUAAUUACAAUUGUAAUAAAUGGAAUAUAACAAGCUAUUGGAAAGUAUCGACACUGUUGGAUAUUCUGGAGUAUGUAUUGGAACUGAAAGAUCCCAGCUUCUGAAGAACUCGCUUCUACUUCUUGGAAAAGAAAAUAAUUUCGAUAAAAUUUAUUACUGGGGAAGAAUAAACGGCGUAGAGCGUGACUAUUAUAUCGCAUAUGGCCACAGUAAAGAUUAUUUAAGAAACCAAACAUAUUAUUACAGUUUUAAUUGUUUGGAUUGGUUACUGCUUCCGAAAGCGACAAAAACUGACAAAGUUAUAUCAAGCUUGCUGACGAAUUAUUUCCAAGGCGAUCCAUCCGUAAAGACGUCCGCUCAAGUUCCGGAUUUUUUUCUGUCCGAUGGAGAAACGUCGAAAUCGAUUGAAAACGGUGUAACUUCGUGUAAAAUCAAAGAAGAGGACCGACUGAGCGCUACAGUGGAUUUAAUAAACAAUGACUCAAUUAUUAUUCCACGCGGUAGCUGGAUAAAGCAUCCAAGCGGUGAUGUGGGAAAAAAUGCGGCCUUCACUGGUCUAAAUUUGAACGAAUGUCUCGAACUUAAAUCAUAUCUACAUGCGAGAUUGCCUCUGAGAAAAUCGGAUAUGAAUUUAAUCAAAAAACAAGACUACAAUUGUGCUCUAGAUUUUCUUGAUUCAAUUGACAUGGAUUUGUCAAAAGAGUGUUGGAGCUUACAGCUGCAUUUGAAAGACAAUUUAAUAAUAAUAAGAAAUUUAUAUUGGACUGGAAUGACAUUUUAUCAUAAAAUAAAUUCAUCAGAGUACGGAUCAAUUUAUGUCGGCGAUGGAAUAAAAAAUAAAUGCCUUGGAUUCAUGAUCUAGCGCAAGAAAUAAAUUGAUUGUUGUAAAAAUAAAUACAAUAGAAUAAAAAUGAGAUUAAUUAUGACAUGAUUGGAAAGCUCCAGAUCUUAUAUUCGCAGCAGCUGUUGAUAUACUUUGGUGUUGGAACAG